Messenger RNA from Scophthalmus maximus (turbot), 1805 nucleotides. RefSeq names its product glycerophosphodiester phosphodiesterase 1 (gene gde1). NCBI's taxonomy places the organism in Eukaryota, Metazoa, Chordata, Actinopteri, Pleuronectiformes, Scophthalmidae. Bases 384 to 1388 code for a protein of 334 amino acids. Gene Ontology annotation, biological process: lipid metabolic process. The transcript is spliced from 6 exons. The record is from RefSeq and is a predicted model, not a curated record. Gene Ontology annotation, molecular function: phosphoric diester hydrolase activity.
CGUUAAUUUUAUGUAUUGUUUUUCUCGCGUGGGCCCCUUGCGGACAAGUUGUAACUCUUAGCUAAGAGUUCAUUAAAAAAUAUCUCUUAAUAAACCUGUAAAUAUUUUUGAAACAAUAUUUCGGCUUCAGAAACUGAACGGAAGCUGCGGCUGUUUUUGCCGCGCAGUGCGAUGUGUGUCCCCGUCUGUGGGCCGUGUUGAGCGUCGAACCAGCGGAAGACGUUCCUCUCCUCAGCCCUAGACAAGUGUCUCUCUGAAGACAGCAAAUUGGGCAGGACGCGUCGCUGACGUCCGCUAACUGCACGGGGACAGGCGGCGGAGGUGUCUGACGGACCGGACCGGACCGGACCGGAGCGGUCAGGGAGACGACGGGGGGGGCAACGAUGCUGCAGCUGGGGGACGAGGUCCUCCUGUACUCGGUCGUCUUCGUGGUCGUCCUGCUCGGGACCCGGAGCCCGCUGUGGACGACCGUCCUCACCACUUCCCUCUACCUGUUCCUGGCCAUGUUCCGGUUCCCCCAGGUGCCGGCCAGCCGGGCGCAGCACGUGCUGCACCCGCCCGAGGGCGGGGUUAGCUCCGGCAAGGUGUCGGUGGUCGCUCACCGGGGCGGUGGGCACGACGCACCGGAGAACACGAUAGCAGCCAUCCGGGAGGCCAGUAAAAACGGGGCAACGGGCGUGGAGUUGGACCUGGAGUUCUCGGCAGAUGGCGUCCCAAUACUGAUGCAUGAUGAGACUGUGGACCGGACCACUAACGGGUCAGGACCAGUCAGCCAGAUGAGAUUUUCUGACUUGCGUAAACUGGACGCGGCUGCUAAGCAUCGACUGAGGGACACGUUUGCUGGAGAGAAGAUCCCGACUCUGGAGGAGGCAGUGGAGGAAUGCAUCAGACUGCAACUCACCAUCUACUUCGAUGUCAAGGGUCAUCCAGACGAGGCCGCUGCAGCCCUCAAAGAGCUGUACACAAAACACCCGGUCCUCUACAACAGCAGCAUCGUCUGUUCCUUUGAGCCCAAAGUCAUCUACAGGAUGAGACAGAGCGACCCAGAGGUGGUCACAGCAUUGACCCACAGGCCCUGGAGUUUGAGCCGGUUCGGAGACGGAGCCCCACGUUUCUCGUCACUAUGGAAACACCAUUGGAUGACACUCAUGGACGUUGUGUUGGACUCUGCUCACCACCACGUACUGUGGAAGCUCUGUGGCAUCUCAGCCUUCCUGAUACAAAAGAACUUUGUCUCACCGGAUUAUGCAUGGUACUGGGCCCAGAGAGGGGUGGAGGUCAUAGCCUGGACGGUCAACACCAAUGUUGAGAAACACUAUUACCAGGAGCUGCUACAAGUCAACUACAUCACCGACAGCCUGGUGGAGGACUGUGAACCUCAUUACUGACACACCGAGAACCAGGCAGGAACACAACGCUCAGACACAUGAAAAAGGAACAUGUCACUAGUCGUCACCCAUAUGUGGCCUGAGGUAGAAGAACAUGCAGGACACAUGUUAUUUGUAUCUCCAUGCACAUUUCAUACUGAUCAGACUGUGGAGCCAUACUUAAUACCAAGAUGCCAUGUAACAUAACAUCAUUUUAAUAUGAUGACACGUUGAGGCAUCUGCAUUUAUGGAUGUUAAUAAAAAGUUUCUAUAAUAGAUCAAAUCAAAUGUAUGGCUUCACCAACUCAGGAAUACAAUGAUUUUUCUCUGUCUUGCUAUCUCUCUCUCUCUCUCCCUCUAUAUCUCUCUCUAUGCAUUAUACUGUAGUGUCAUCCACAGACUGUCCUUUUUACUCAAUAAAGAUAUAAAUAAACUAAA